This is a messenger RNA of Dermatophagoides farinae (American house dust mite), 2509 nucleotides long. RefSeq names its product long-chain-fatty-acid--CoA ligase 4. Gene Ontology annotation, biological process: long-chain fatty acid metabolic process; long-chain fatty-acyl-CoA metabolic process; neuron differentiation. The record is from RefSeq and is a predicted model, not a curated record. Gene Ontology annotation, cellular component: endoplasmic reticulum; lipid droplet; plasma membrane. NCBI's taxonomy places the organism in Eukaryota, Metazoa, Arthropoda, Arachnida, Sarcoptiformes, Pyroglyphidae. Gene Ontology annotation, molecular function: palmitoyl-CoA ligase activity.
CUUCAAGUGAUUAGCUAAAUGUUAGCAUUUUGACUUUGAUUUAAUAAACAAAAAACAAAUAAAAAAAAAUUAUCAUUCAUAUUUUGGUGUGUGUGUGUUUGUCAUUAUUCAGUUAUUCAUUUAGAAAGCUUAAUUUUAAAAAUUUCUCAACAAUGAGAUCGAAUUUCAUCUUUUCAAUUCUCAAAAUUAUCAUUACCAUCUAUACGGCUUUAACUUUACCAUUUUAUUUUGUUUAUCAGAAACCAUGGAAAAAAGUACAAGCUUCGACAUCGUUUCAAAUUCGCCAGAUCAAAGAUAAAUAUGGCCGAAUAAUUUAUUCACGGAAACAGGCAAAACGACCGGACAGUCAUCUAUUCAAUUAUCGUACCUAUUCCGAUGCGUUAAAUCAUUUGAGCCGUGAUUUGAUUAAAGUAGGUCGAAGAGAUAUUCUUAAUGAAGAAUUACAAUAUGAUGAAAAUGAAAAGCCCAUAAUGUUUAAUGGGCGAAUGUUGUCCAAAAUCAAAUUAACCGAUUAUCAAUGGGUAACAAGAGGUGAGAUUUUGGAUCGUGCAGAUGCUAUUGCUCGUGGUCUUCGACAGCUUGGUGUUCAACAAAAUGAUAAGGUUAUGAUCUAUGCUGAAACAAGUCUUGAAUGGUUUCUUGUUGCUUUGGCCUUGCAACGAUUAUCAUCAAUCACGACGACACUUUUCUCUACGCUAAGUGAUUCCGGUAUCGUACAUGGAUUAAAUCAAAGUGAAUCUUGUUAUUUGGUCAUUGAUGAAUCAUUAUUGAUGAAAAUUGACAAACUUCAAGAUCAAAUUAAAUAUAUUAAGCAAAUCAUUUACAUUGCUAAUCAUCCUGCAUCGUAUAAAAGUCAAGAUGCUGAAGUACAGAUGGCUAAGAAUCGAUUAACCCAUAAAUAUUCAGUAUCAUCAUUGAAUGAAAUCGAAACAAUUGGUAAUGAAAUUGAACAGUAUGAAUUCCCGGUAGCUAAUCCGAAUGAUGUGAUGAUGAUCAUGUAUACAUCGGGAACAACUGGUGAUCCAAAAGGUGUUAUCAUAACACAUGAAAAUUUCUAUACCAGUGUUUUGAAUCUAUGGGGUAGAGAUUUAGAGCAACCAAUUUCAUUAUCACGAUCCGAUCUACCGGUAUUCUUACCAAUGGCUCAUAUAUUUGGCUAUUCAACUAUUCUGACAUUUUUUCUAAGUGAUGGCCGUAUGGGAUUCUCAUCACCUUUCACAUUGCUCAAUUCAUCACCAUCACAUGUUACUGGGCAAAUUGGUGAUAUUAAUCUGAUAAAACCCGAUCUGUUUCCGGCUGUUCCGUUGGUACUUGAAAAACUUGUUAGUGAAAUUUAUCGAAAACUGAAUGCACGCUCACCAUUGGCUGUGGAAAUUUUCGAUUACCUAAUGGAUUAUAAAAUUCAUUGGAGAUCCAAAGGUUUCGAUACACCAAUCAUUAAUCGAUUAAUUUGUAAUAAAAUUAAUCAAGAAUUUGGUGGCCGAUUACAAGCACUUUUGGUCACUGGUGCUGCAUUCAGUGAACGUACUCAUGCAUUGGCAACCGUAGCAUUGAAUCUUGUUUGCAUCUAUAACAUGUAUGGAAGUACUGAAACUACAUGUCCGAUGGCCAUCAUGAUGAUUGAUGAUCUUAGCUAUGGUCGUACCGGUGUACCAUUGAAUGAUUUUAAAUACUAUUUGGAUGAUUGGCAUGAAGGUGGCUAUACGACAAAAGAUGAACCUAAUCCACGUGGUGAAAUUGUUGUCGGUGGUCUAACCAUCGCUCUUGGUUAUUAUAAUAAACCCGAAGAAACGGAAAAAGAUUUCUACACCGAUGAUGAUGGAUGUCGUUGGUUCUGUACCGGUGAUAUUGGUGAAGUUUUUCCUGAUGGAACAUUGAAAAUUAUUGAUAGAAAAAAAGAUCUAGUCAAAUUGGCUAAUGGUGAAUAUAUUUCUCUUGGAAAGAUUGAAACUGGAUUACGUUCAUCUGAUUAUGUUGAAAAUAUCUGCAUUGUAACCGGACCAUUUCGUAGUGAAAUAAUUGCCUUAAUUAUGCCUAAUCGUAUGGCAUUGACGGAACUUGCAACCAAAUUGAAUUUGAAACAAGAUUUUCGCCAAUCAUGCGAUGAUCCAUUGAUCAAUGAUGAAGUAUGGCGAUCUAUACAGAAUAAAUGUCAACAACUUGGAUUCAAAAAACGUGAAUGUCCAGCUAAAAUUAUUCUGGUUAAAGAAGAAUGGACACAAGCUAAUAACAUGUUAACGGCUGCAUCAAAAAUGCGACGUAAAACUGUUGUCGAUUUCUAUAAAGAUACAAUCAAAUCUACAUUUCGUGAUCUUUGAAUACUUAAAUGAUUCAAAUUUAUUGAAUCGAAACGAAAACGAUUCAUUAUUAUUGUCAUAAUAAUUAUUAUUAUCAUUAUCUCUGUGUGUGUGUCUUAAUGAAAAACCUAGAAUUUUAGAUUUCACUUUAUCCAAAAUUUUGCUCACUGAAAAUCAGGAAAAAAAAUCAAAAAAUUCAUCAUAUGAUUUGA